This is a messenger RNA of Manduca sexta (tobacco hornworm), 9105 nucleotides long. It is a transcript of the gene VGlut, whose product is annotated as vesicular glutamate transporter 1. Lineage: Eukaryota; Metazoa; Arthropoda; Insecta; Lepidoptera; Sphingidae. The transcript has 12 exons. Gene Ontology annotation, cellular component: synaptic vesicle membrane; excitatory synapse. The coding region runs from base 171 to 1958 and encodes 595 amino acids. Gene Ontology annotation, biological process: synaptic transmission, glutamatergic; transmembrane transport; neurotransmitter loading into synaptic vesicle. The record is from RefSeq and is a predicted model, not a curated record. Gene Ontology annotation, molecular function: neurotransmitter transmembrane transporter activity; L-glutamate transmembrane transporter activity.
AAACGUAGCGACCAAUGAGUAGCGGGGCUACGCGCAGACGUAGCGCUACGAGCACCGCGGCGCGGGGCGCUACACGAUCGACAGACGCACCGUAGGAGCUGCUACGCCAGGGAUCUGAAAAAAUGUACCGCGUAUGAGUGACCUUUAAUGUGGAAUAUCGAGCAGCCGCAAUGCAGGGGUUCCAGGCCGCUAAAGAGAAGGCGUCAGGCCUCUUCGCUAACAAACCCCUUUUAUUCAAAAACAGUCAAUAUGAAAACUUCCACGUCGACCAGAAGGGAUACGAUCAGAUGUAUGAUGGAGAGGAUCUGGAAACACCACCGUCACCAAAUAGGCCCCCUCCACGACCCAUAGAUAAAUACAUCAAAGCGGAAUGCCCGUGUUUGAGCGCGCGCUACACGGUGGCCCUGCUGGCGUGCUUCGGUUUCAGUAUAAUGUUCGGCAUGCGGUGCAACAUGAGCAUGGCAAAGUUAAAAAUGACUGACAAUUCCAAUAACAAAGGCGAGGAGUCUCCAUUUAAUUGGACUGUUGAAGUGGAAUCAUCUAUUGACUCGUCGUACUUCGCUGGGUACCUCAUCACCCAAGUCCCUGGUGGCUUCCUCGCCUCCAUGUACCCUGCGAACAAGAUCUUCGGCAUCGCUAUAGUAAUGUCAGCUGUAUUCAACAUGGCCAUCCCCGGCGCUAUGACAGUAGGCCCGGCCGCUGUUGUCAUCUUAAAAGUUGCGCAGGGCUUUGUUGAGGGUGUGACAUAUCCAUCAUGCCACGGUAUUUGGAGGAUGUGGGCCCCGCCGCUGGAGCGCUCCAGAUUGGCGACACUGGCCUUCUGUGGCACUUACGCGGGCAUAGUGAUUGGCAUGCCUUUGUCUGGCCUCUUGUCGGAUUACAUAGGCUGGCAGGCGCCAUUCUAUUUUUAUGGCGUUUCGGGUGUCGUUUGGUACGUCUUAUGGCUCUGGUUGGUAUUCGAAAGACCUAGCAAGCAUCCCAGUAUCACGGCAAAGGAGAUGACGUACAUCGAACAGUCGAUCGGCACUGCCACCCAAGCUGCCAUGCCUGGCUUCAUGUCAACUCCCUGGAAGGCAUUUGCUACAUCACCACCCGUUUAUGCUAUCAUUGUGGCCAACUUUUGCAGAACCUGGAAUUUCUGUUUACUCGUCAUAUUCCAAUCUGAAUACUUCAAAACUAGAUUCAACAUGCAGAUAACGGAGUCCGGGUUUGUGGGCGCGAUACCUCAUUUAAUUAUGACGUCAUUGGUGCCCAUCGGUGGAAUGUUGGCUGAUUAUCUGCGAAAGAAUAACAUCAUGACCACGACUAAUGUGCGGAAACUAUUCAAUUGCGGAGGUUUUGGGUUGGAAGCGUUCUUCUUUGUACUCGUCGCCUAUGCUGAUAAUAAGUACGUGGCUACCAUUGAGUUGACGAUCGGCGUCGCGUGCAGCGGUUUCGCUAUAUCUGGCUACAAUGUAAACCACCUCGACAUCGCACCGCGGUACGCGUCUAUUCUGAUGGGGCUGUCCAACGGCAUUGGCACCAUAGCAGGCUUCGUGGUUCCUAUCGUCAUCGCCUACAUGACACAAGAGAAGAAUACACUGGUAAUGGCUAUAAGAGAGUGGCGAGCGGUAUUUCUAAUGGGCGCAACCGUGCACUUCAUCGGCAUUACGAUAUACGGCAUCUUUGCUUCUGGCGAACUUCAACCGUGGGCCGACACCGCCAUCGAAGAACCACCGAUCCCUAUUAAAUCAUUGGAUCAUGAGACUACUUUUACGGAGAAGCCGUCGGCGCCUCUGAAAGGUUCAGAGCCGCCCGCGUACGGUUCGAUCGCGCCCCCGCGGCCUCCUGCACCGCCCGCCGCCCCCCAGCAGCACGUGCCCAACAACCCCUUCGUAUCCGGUGCUUAUUACCAGACGGAGCCAGUCCAGCCACCAGCACAGCCUUACCAGGAUCCAGCGGAAGACGGUACCUAUUAACUUAACCUUUAAGAUGCCAUCAGAUCAUUGCAUUCUACGGAUAUUGAUUUUUCUAAACAAGAAUAUGUUUGUUUCGAUCAGAUAAAGACUAAAGAGGUUUUUCUUCGUGGACCGAUUUCAGUAACUAAGGGUUAAUAUCAUUUUAAUCGUUAUGUUUUUGAUCCUUUGUGUUUUAUAAAAUUAUUAGCCCAAUUAAACUACAAAUAUUUAAUUAUAUAGUAUUUAUUAAUUUAUUUAAACUCUAUUUAGUUGUUAACUUCAGAUAAAUUGUUGUUUAUCAACAUAGUUUUUUAUUAAUUGCAAUUAUUAUAUUUCCUAUUUAACUCAAAGCUAAAUAUUAUAAAAAAUUUCGUAACUAUCUCAAAUAUUUAAAAUACUAUUAUUUUAUUUACAAUAUUAGAGGUGGAUUCAAAAUGAAGGAUCAAAAACAAAGUAGGUUUAACAAACGAUAGAGAUUUAUAGACACACAAUUCGUUAUUAUUUACAAAAUGUCGAAUAAAUAGCUAAGACAACUUAAUUAAUAAUAAUGCGUAUAACCAGUAAACGUAUCGCUAAGAUUCACUGAAUGUAAUAUAUAUUCGCGACUAUUUAUCAGCUUUCCUUGAGAAAGUUGUUUUUACAUAAGAUAUUAUAAGUAUGAUGUAUCCUGUUACUACUUCACGGAUGGUUUCAAAGGGGGCUUUCAGACAUUUGCAAUAUUUUCAUAGUUAAAUGAUUAAUGUGACUAGUAAGUUAUUGUUGGACUACAUUGUACUCGGACUUCAUGAUUAGUACUGCUUAUAAACUAAUCUUAUUCAUUACAUGGAAUUAGCUUAGGUGUUUAUAAAUCCAAAAGAGUAAGAACGGCUUAAGCGCCAUUAUUGCAAGCCAGUGAUAAAUUCUUCGAUACAGAUAAGAUCCAACGUACAAUAACGAAAUAUUAUAUAUUUAAACAUAAAUGUAUAUGUAUGAAACAAUGGCGUAAGUUGAUUAAACCGAUUUUUUCUUGAAACUCUACAGUUCUUGUUGUACGCAUUCAAUGAGAUAAUCUUAUGCAGGCCGCCAUCGAUACCUUGAAAUAUUUUUUCUGCAUUAACAAUGAGGAAUACUUAAUCUCUCUUUCGUUUCGUGUAACUUAAUAACAAAAAUAUAGUUCAUAUUAUAAGUUAUGAGUUCUGGCGAUUACAGAAAUUAAAUUAUUACAGAUUCUUUAAAAAUGUGUGUCAGUAAGUUCUAUAUUUAAAUGGUAUUUCAUUAAACUCACAUGAGAGAUUAACAUCCCUUUUGUUACUUUUUUUGCCACUACUCGAUCGUUUACAAUGAUUGUUUGCUUGGAUCAAUGAUAAUAUUUAAAAUAAAAUGGAGGUUACCCAAGGCAACUGCAAACUAAAACUUAGUUUUAAAAAAAAAUCUGCCACAUAUAAAAUGAAAAAGUAAAUAUUUUGCCGUUCUUACUCUCACGGUCAAAACAUUCGUAAUACGCGCAAUCAAACACUUUCAUCUUUGUUGAAAAAUUAUCAAAUUGUAUUUGUUGUAGUUUCCUUUUAGAAUUCACAAUUGUGGUUUCGGCAGUGGCUGGAGUGAUUAUUUAUUUUUGAAUUUAACUUUUAAAAUGUUUUAUGAAAUAACAAGUACAAAUUUUUAUCAGAAAAGUCUUUAAUUGAAUAAUAGAACAUCUGGGCUCAAUAAUAUCAAUUUGUAACAUGUACGGAGCUUGAUCUUGAUAGCUGUGCUAGUUUUGAAGGUGAAAAUUCUUUGUAGAAAGGUUAAGUUACAAUAAAAAGAAGUUAAAGAAUUAUUUACCUUAUAAAUUAUGUAUAUUUCAAAUAAAGAUUAAAAAGUAAAUAUAUUUUAUUAUACAACAAAAAAUCCAGCCACAGCCUAACAGUGCGUUUGGUGCCUGUUAUCAUCAUGAUCUCAGAUUAUUUUAGCUAACACUUGUACAGAUGUAUAUAAGUUACAUUGGCAUAUCAUGGAAGUAUAAAUAUUUUAUCAAUAAGUUUUAUAUAUUUUGUAUCAAAGCAUCAUUUUGCAUUGUUAUGUUGAGUUUUUCGAUCACAAAUCUCGUCCUUGUUGCUAAGUUUCAUAGUGUUGUUGUAAAAUGUUUAUAAAUAUUUACUAAAUACUUAAAUUGUUCAAAUCUAGUAUUGUACUUAUCUUCCUACACAAGUAAAUGUGGUGUGCAGUCGGCCAUAGUUUAAUUUCUAACUGAUAUUAGGAAAACUAGGUACAGAUUUUUACAAUAGUUAAAGUUCAGUGUCCUAACUUGUCUACGUAAAUAAAUAUUAUAACACGUGGUCGGCUGCACGAUAGAUGUAGAAAAUUUAUUAAAAUGUUAAUAUUAAUAAGGGAAGUAAUGUUACCGCUCUUGAUUUUAACACGUUUAAUGUAUAUAAUAUUAUGCUUUUAAAUAUGUGGUCGUUGCACAUCUUAUAAGUUUUGAUUUAUUGAUUUGGUUGUGCGACAGGCGUAAUAAUUUAUAAAUACUAUUAUAAUUAAAUAUUUGUUAUAUUGUGUUAUUAAAUUAAACAUUUCAAAGGAGUGUGACUCCAUUUCAAAAAGAUAUUUUCCUCUCUUAACGUGAUUUUUUCUUCUUCUAGAAUUAAAUAGGAUAAGUUCGGUAAAGGUAAAAAAUCAUGAGUAAAAUAUUAAUGUUCGGUCGCGAUUUUUUUCAAGAAUCAGCACUACUAUCACUUGUCCUUGUUUUAAAUGAUCUAUUCUACCUGCAUACAUAUUAUAAUAAGAUUUCUAAUUGCUACGCGUAUGUUACUGUGACAGCCUCCGUGGUAAAGCUGAUGAGAUUGUCCAUUAACCGGAAGGCUGUCUGUUCAAUCGAUUGUGACAAAUGUUCGUAUGCAUAUAUUUAUUUCGGGGUUGGGUUUUGUGGCGUUAAAAAUACACCUAUUUCACAUUGGCACCCAAUGACACAUGUCUUGGAUCUUUGUGUGGGUAAGAACUAUGAGCGACGCAGUGUGUAUUCUAAUUCAAGUAAUAUACAUACUAUGGUUAAGAUAAAUUAUUAAAUAAUAUAUUUAAGCGUGCUAAGAAAAAUAUUAAUUAAAUGUAAACAUUUUAGCUCUCAGUACUUAGACAGCUGUAUAGAACAUGCUUUUAAUUAACAAAAUUACAUCAUAAGGUAUAAUAAUGUAGAUGCAUAAAAAAUAUUUAAAGGAUAUAGGUAAAUUAAAUUUCUAAUUGACACUGACAAUAAAUUUGUAUGAGUAUAAUGGGCCUAGGAACCGGUUUUUUUGUGGUGUAUAAUUAAAGUACCUAAGGUUUGUGUGAAAAUUACGACAAUAAUAUUUGACUGGUAAUAUUUGAGACCAACAUCACACUUGUUAAAUUAUGCACGAAAAAAUGUAAUUUUGGCUAAUUUUUAAAUUCAUUUUGAUAUAAGUAUUUUAGAUUGUCUAGGAAAUGCAUAAAAACAGACAUGACUUCUGAUUAAUUUCACCUCAUUCAAAAUUAAAUUAAACGCGGACAAAGUAAUGAUUAUGUUAAAAAAUACUAUAACCACAAAAGCAGUAGUAACUUUUAGAAUACAGUUUUUAUAGUACUAUACCAUACAAACCUUGUUUUGAAGGGCAUAAAAUUAUUUUUUUAAAUUCUAAGUAACUUCACUAUUUUUUUAACUACGAAUUAAAUGUAUGUAGUACAAAACUAUAUCUAUUGCCAAUAAAUGCAACUUGCAAAUUAUACCUAAUUGAUAAAUCAUUAAUAAGUAUUAUUAGGCAAUAAAAAUAUGAAUAACCAUUUAUUUUUCCUAAAGCAUGACUUAUUAUCAUCUUAUACUGGUUUAUAUUUGCAUCCAGCCAGAAAAAUAAUCCUCCGACUGACAACCAUCAAGUUACACAAAAUUUCUUGUUGGUCGACGCUGUAUUUGGAGUAGAUAAAUGGGAGUCAGCAUGUUAAUUAUCUUACCUCGUUGACAUAAAGAAAGACAUUAAAAAUGAAUUGCAUUUGGAUUAUAUUGGACUCACAAUCUUACUCAUUUUGACUCGUGGACAAAAAAUAAAUAAAAAUAAUUCUAUUUGGAACAAAUUGGACUCACUAUCUUAUAUAACUUGACUCGUGGACAUAAGAUUUAAAAAAAAUCAUGGUUCCAUAUUUGAAAACUAAUGUCGCCGACGGAAAUAUUUGAGUUACUUUAUACUCUAUUCUUUUCUUUUCGGUUACAUUAAAUAGUAAUUUCGAAUUCGAAUCGUAAUUUCGAAUUACUACAUAGUUUGAGCAAAUUUAGAAUUGUCGACUGUAAAAUGAGCGAUUCUCUGUCGCCAUUAGACGUACAAGUUUAAAGCUUAAUUCAAAGUUCGAAGUGAUGUUGAUACUUAUUUGACAUAAAUCGAAAAUAAAAUAUAAAAUAUUGCGAUCAAGACAAUAAUUCUAUUACAACAAAGGUCAAUCAAAGACGAAAAUACGAGUUUGACAAGCGACGCUACAAAUUUCGUGAAAGUUAUCUUGAAAUGAAUAUUACUAACACACAUAAUUGUAUAUUUUCCGACAUACCAACCGAGCUCGAACAUCUAACUUGAAAUGAAAAUUAGUAACACGCAUUUUUUUAGGAAUACCAACCGACUUGAAAUAUUGUACUAGUUGUAUUUAGCUUUAAAAUACUCAUUCUAUAAUCACGACGUACGCAAAUAGAAAUUACUAUAAUAAGUUACUAAUUGUAAAUAUUCAAAUAAUAUGUUUAAAGGUAGUAAAAAAUGAUAAUGAAACGUUAUUAUGCCAAUAAUACUCAUGUCAAAGUAAUGUGAAUGUAUUCGUAAUAGUAGGAAUUUUAAUAUUUAUGACUAAAUAGCGAACUAUUGAUACAUAGUUCGGCGUAGUUAUACAUAUAUAUUAUAAUCAGCUUAUUCAUAUAUACCUAUUAUAUAAUCUUCGCGAAAAUAUUAUAUGUAUAUGUAGCUAUAUUUAAAGGACAAUAAAUAUAAUAUGUAGUGUAUUGGACAUCGGUGAGAAUUAUCAUGUUUUUAUUUCCACAGUUAAUGCGUUUUAUAAUCAAUGUUGUCUUGAAACACGAAAUGCGUAUUUCUAUAAAGGCAUGAGAAAUUUCACGAAACGUUGGAACAAUGCAUCCUAUUAUUAUCAAUCGAACGAGACCGCAUAAUAUUUUACCGCGAAAUAUACCACGGUACAGACUUAAUAGCUUUUGAGCGUGAAAUACUUAUUUGACUAUAGGUGGAGUUGAGAUUUCUAAAUCCAAUGCAUUCCACAUUCAUGGAAAUUUACAGAUUUCGUGUUUCUAUUACGACAUGCAUACAUUCUAUCUUUUAUAAUUUUAUUUUAAACGACAUGCAAAAAUAUAAUCAAAGAGCUUUUAAAUCCUUUUUUACUUUUACUGAAAUCUCAUUACCUUUCUGUAGCCGGUUCUCCUCGAAGAUUUAGUAAUAAAAUAGCUUAUAAAAAACACAUACCAAUAAAGUUCGCUACAACAGGGUAAUAAGUAAACAUACACAUUCAUUCAAUACAUUUUAAGGAUCUUUAUUUAAACCCCCUGACUUACCUAGUAAAUUAUUGAAAAAAAUAUGUGUUAUCAGUAAAAUUUGAGAAAUAAUAAUUUUAGUUGUCUUAAGGUUGUUGAUAGAAAUGUCUAAAAUUAUAGAAUUAAGUCUGUUUGAGAACUUAGCUUGUACAAACUAUGAGUUUACUGCAACAUCCUCUCAAAACAUGAGAGACACCAGAUUCGACAUAAAACUAUCUAACAAAAUGAAUAAAUUUAGACAUUUUUAUAGUGGCCUAGUAGUAUUUUGUGUCUGAUAUUUUAAUAACCAUUAUAUUGCUACGUGUAAUUUUGACCAUCUUUGGUUUAGAAACUACAUAUAAAUAAUAUAUUUAUUUUAUUUCUAUUCUAUAUUAUAUGAUAUACAUACAUGGGUAACGAAAAUGGGUGGUGGAAAUGCGUUCAUCGGCAUGUAAAAAGCAUCGCCAGCAUUGUCAUAAGCUAUUGUAAUUAUUGUAAUAAGGUAAUUUGUAACAUUUACGGAUGUUUAGAUUGUUAUAUUUUUUUCUCAAGCUAGCUCACCGUGUGGUCUAGUUUUAACAAUAACAAGUUAUCUCAAAUCCAGGAUUUUAUUUAUUCUAUUCAUAUUACAACAAAAUAUAAUAUAUAAUACCUAUGAAGGAUCAAUAUUUUGAAUAUUUUAUUUUAAUAUAAGUAUGGACGUAUCACACAGACUUUAACUAAACAAUUAACUAUGAAAUUUAAUUACUUUCUGUGUGGUAUAAGCUAUUAGCAUGAUUUAAUAUAACCGUAAAUCAUAACAUUGUUUGGUUAUGAACCUAAAAAAAUUCUCUGAUGAAUAUUUAAGUGAUCAAAUUUUAUUGAAGCGAAAAUCUUUUUUCUACUUGAAAAUUGAACGUUUCAAAAGUUGCGUAAUAAAUUAUAGACCAAUCAUAUAUAUAAAAAGAAAUUUUAAAAUUUCUAUUUAAGUCUAUUAUAUAACUUAACUUUAAAGAUUAAUUUCUGUGUGUUUCAAAUUACUUUAAAUGUAAUGAUUGUUAAAUAUAGUUAAUUGUUGUAGUCUAUAGCAAAAAUAUUGUUUGAAAGAGUCUCUACACCGUCAAUUCUGUGAUGUAAAAAUGUUUUGAAUAACUUUGAAAAAAUAUCACUUGGAUGUGUAGUUAUUGUAUGUAUUCAUUAAAAGUAAAACAACAUAAAGUGUUAUUUUAAGUGAUUAAAUUAUAUUGACUAUUUUAAAAAGAAUUAUAUAUUAUGCCGCUAGGUGUAUGAAUCUUAAUUUUCUGAGAUCGAGUACAUGAAGGAGGCUGCAGACGAUGAAAUAAAAUUUAAAUCCAACUUUCACUUUCAAUUGUUUUGACCAGUUAUUUUCUUGGCGUGUGUAUUUAGAAUAAAGAUGGAGUUUUUCAUAAUUAAUUAGAUCGAUAUGAUUAUCUGUAGUCUCUUUCCAAAAGCAGUUGUUAAAACGUUAAAGAGUUUUUUCCGAGUUCGCAUUGCUCCUUGUAUAAAUUCUGUAUCAAUGGGUUUUAGGUUAAUUGACCGGGAAAUGUGCUUUCAACAAUAGGCUUGGGCUAGGAAAAGAAUUGAUGUACAUUCCGCUUUGGUUAAGUUAUUCUAUGAUAAUUUUCACAAUGUCCAAGACAAUGGCAGAAAGGGUAUGGAUCCCCCCUGCACUUGUUAAUGUGCACGUAAUAAUAAGGUUUAAAA